CAGAUCCAGUCCAGUGCAAAUUUUGGAAUGGAUGGUUUGAUGUUUAUUGGAUAAGAAGUCUUGUGUGAAAUAUAAUUGUUUUAUCAUUUCUUGUCCUACAUAAUGUGUUUAGGUAAAAGUGGAUCGAACAGUUAAAAUGUAACAUUCGUAUAGUCUUAAGUAGGAUUUUCUGGUUAUGGAGGUGACCCAAUAUCAGUGAAACAUUUUCGUUGGAAGUUUUGCUCAAUUUCGCAUAUGAUUAGAUUAUUGCACUAAUCGAGCUGCUGCACCUGUUUCGUGAAUCUAUUAAACUGUAUAAUAGUAUGUGACGUGACAGGAAGCAAUUCAUCUCAGUCAUCAAAUAGUGUCCCUUCGUUUGAUGAUAUUGGCGAAAAUAGUGUAGUGAUUAAUCAUGGCUUCCAAAAUGAGCGCUGAAGGUAGAGCCAACGAAAAUUCAGCGAAGGACAAAAAGUAUAUAUCCGUUGCCGAGUUUUACCAUGGUAGGAGCAUCUUCAUUACCGGAGGCACUGGUUUCAUGGGAAAGGUUCUCAUUGAAAAGCUGUUGCGUUCUUGUCCUGGAAUAAAGAAUAUUUUUAUUCUGAUUCGUCCGAAACGAGGACAGGACAUUUCGGCCAGGUUGACAGAAAUUUUGAACAGUCCGCUAUUCGACAGAAUACGGAACGAAAAUCCAGGCAACCUAAAAAAAGUCAUUCCAAUUAAUGGCGAUAUUACGUUAAACGAACUAGGAAUUUCGGAAAUUGACCAGAUCACGAUAUGCCAAGAGGUAUCCAUAGUGUUCCAUUCUGCAGCUACAGUCAAGUUUGAUGAAAAAAUCAAACAAUCUGUCACGAUCAACAUGUUAGGCACAAAACAGUUGAUGGAACUGUGUCACCGAAUGCUCUGCUUGGAUGCUCUAGUGCAUGUCUCCACGGCGUACUGCAAUUGCGACAAGAAAGAGGUAACCGAGAUUAUUUACCCGCCACCGUACAACCCGGACGAUAUUAUUCAAUUGGUUCGGUGGUUCCCCGAAGAUAUGUUGGAAAAGUUAACCCCGUCGCUGAUUGGCAACAGACCAAACAGCUACACAUUUACCAAGGCCAUGGCGGAACAUAUGCUCCUGAAAGAAGCAAAGGGUUUACCUGUGUCGAUUGUUAGGCCUUCCAUCGUAUUGUCCAGCUUCAAGGAACCUGUCAGCGGUUGGGUAGAUAAUUUCAACGGUCCGACCGGUAUCGUUUCGGCAGUCAGCAAAGGACUGUUCAGAACCAUUUUGUGCGAGGAAUCCUGCGUGGCGGAUCUGAUACCGGUCGAUUUGGUUAUAAACCUGAUGAUUGUUACUGCUUGGUAUACAGCAUCGCGUAAAGGUGCAAAUAAUAUCACAGUCUAUAAUUGCACGAGUGGCAUCGAUAAUCCCAUCACAUGGGGAUCUUUUGUGAGAAUGUGCAUAGAUAAUAUGAGAAAACACCCUGUCGAGGGUGUAUUGUGGUUCCCAACGGGGAAUCUGCGAACCAACAAGGCUUUGAAUCUUAUCCAUGGAUUUUUAGUACACUUCAUUCCUGCAAUUUUCCUAGAUUUAGUUUCCAUCGCAACUGGACGAAAACCAAUAAUGAAGAUCGUUCAAAUGAAGUUGGGCAAAGCCGCGACAUGUCUGCAAUAUUUUACCAAUGCUCAGUGGCGCUUCCGCAAUGAUAACGUUAAACAUCUACUAACUCAACUCAACUCCGAAGAUAGAAACACAUUCCAAUUUGAUGUCGGUACUAUUGAUUGGCACGAGUACAUCGAAAGAUAUGUACUAGGCUUUCGCGAAUUCUUGUUCAAACAAAAUCCUCAGUCUCUAGAGAAGUGUAGAAAUAAUAUGUACAAAUUGUAUAUUCUACAUCAGUUUUUCAAACUGAUACUGGUCGGGUGCAUGUGGCGAUUUCUUCUGAAAAAAUCGGAUCGGUUACGUACUAUUUGGUCGAAGCUUCUAAACGCUUUCGCGCGAGUUAUUAACGUAUUAGCUCUUUUCUAAUAUUUCGUUCAUCUAGAAAAUGAGAGGGGGUUGCAACAUCUAUUUAAUUUAUUAGUCCAUAUGUAUAUUUAUUCCAACCAUAAGAAUUUACCCGGGCAAAAGAUAACAUGCAUAAUAAAACAAUACCAAGUGAA
Messenger RNA from Aedes albopictus (Asian tiger mosquito), 2121 nucleotides. Its product is annotated as putative fatty acyl-CoA reductase CG5065. The coding region runs from base 392 to 1987 and encodes 531 amino acids. Gene Ontology annotation, molecular function: alcohol-forming very long-chain fatty acyl-CoA reductase (NADP+) activity. The record is from RefSeq and is a predicted model, not a curated record. Lineage: Eukaryota; Metazoa; Arthropoda; Insecta; Diptera; Culicidae. The transcript is spliced from 11 exons. Gene Ontology annotation, biological process: long-chain fatty-acyl-CoA metabolic process. Gene Ontology annotation, cellular component: peroxisome.